Molecule: messenger RNA, 1440 nt
Organism: Phyllopteryx taeniolatus (common seadragon)
Lineage: Eukaryota; Metazoa; Chordata; Actinopteri; Syngnathiformes; Syngnathidae
Gene: acaa1
Product: acetyl-CoA acyltransferase 1
Exons: 12
Coding region: 77-1348 (423 amino acids)
Biological process (GO): phenylacetate catabolic process; fatty acid beta-oxidation
Cellular component (GO): peroxisome
Molecular function (GO): acetyl-CoA C-acyltransferase activity
Source: RefSeq, a predicted model, not a curated record
UCCGGGGCAAACUUACGAACCCGGAAGUAACGGGCCAACUAAACAAACGGCUCGUUGUCAUCGCCUUUUCGCCGUCAUGCAGAGGCUUAAAAUUAUCUCGGGACAUUUGUGUCCGUCGUUCUCGGAGGAAAAGUGGACGGUGUGGGCCAACGAGUGCACGGCGGCGGUCGCUGGGUCUGACGACGUGGUGGUGAUACACGGCCUCAGGACCCCUAUUGGGAAGGCCAAGCGAGGAGCUUUCAAGGACACCACACCUGACGAGCUGCUGAGCGCCGUAAUGAGCGCCGUACUGAAGGACGCGGGCUUAUCUCCUCACCUGCUGGGCGACGUGUGCGUGGGAAACGUGCUGCAGCCCGGGGCUGGAGCCUUGGUGGCCCGCGUGGCUCACUUCCUCAGCGGCUUCCCCGACUCUGUUCCUGUCUACACUGUCAACAGGCAGUGCUCGUCUGGACUGCAGGCCGUACUCAACAUCGCAGGGGCCAUCCAGAGUGGCUCUGUGGACCUCGGCCUUGCCUGCGGCGUGGAGAGCAUGUCCUUGCGUUCCAUCGGGAAUCCUGGAGAUUUGAGCUCCAGGCUGGUGGACAACAACAAGGCCAGAGAUUGCAUCACCCCCAUGGGCAUGACAUCAGAAAACGUCGCAGAGAGAUUUGGGAUCUCCAGGGAGAAGCAGGACGCCUUCGCUCUGAUGUCUCACCAGAAGGCGUCGCGGGCACAGGCGUCGGGCGCGUUCCACGACGAGAUGGUGGCCGUUGUCACCAAGAUGGUGGACGAGGACGGCGGGGAGCGACGGGUGACGGUCACCAAGGACGAUGGCAUCCGGGCGGGAACCACGCUGGCGGGACUCGCCAAACUGCGACCGGCCUUCAAACCCGACGGCACCACCACGGCCGGCAACUCGAGUCAGGUUAGUGACGGGGCGGCCGCCGUGCUGCUGGGGCGCCGCUCUGCCGUGGAGGCUCUGGGCAUGCCGGUCCUUGGGGUCCUGCGGGCCAGCGCCGUGGUGGGGGUCCCGCCGGACAUCAUGGGCAUCGGCCCCGCUGUCGCCAUCCCAGAGGCGCUACGCAAGGCUGGACUGAGUGUGGAUGACAUCGACGUGUUCGAGAUCAACGAGGCGUUCGCCAGUCAGGCGGUGUACUGCGUAGAGAAGUUGGGGAUCCCCCUGGAGAAGGUAAACCCCAACGGGGGAGCCAUCGCUCUGGGUCACCCGCUGGGCUGCACGGGUGCCCGCCAGCUUGUCACCAUGUUGCACCACCUCAGACGACAACAGAGAAGGGCCUACGGUGUGGUGUCCAUGUGCAUCGGCACCGGGAUGGGAGCAGCCGCCGUCUUUGAAUAUCCUGGCCCGUGAUGAAGUGCGGGACCGCGUGGCCGCACCCACAACCAGACGCUCCCGAUUGCCCCUUUGAUCGUGCUGAUUGAAAUAAAUUCAAGCGGCUUCUA